Molecule: messenger RNA, 873 nt
Organism: Lathyrus sativus (Indian pea)
Lineage: Eukaryota; Viridiplantae; Streptophyta; Magnoliopsida; Fabales; Fabaceae
Source: the annotation of a GenBank genome assembly
AUGAACUCCAAUUCUCACUCAAUGUCAUCAACACCGCCAACACCAACUAGUAACGAUGUUUCUGCUGGCAAGAAGGUUAGAAAACCUUACACCAUUACUAAAUCUAGAGAAAGCUGGUCUGAUGAAGAACACGAUAAGUUCAUAGAAGCUCUUCAACUUUUUGAUAGGGAUUGGAAGAAAAUUGAAGAUUUUGUAGGUUCUAAAACUGUUAUUCAGAUUCGAAGCCAUGCUCAAAAGUACUUCUUGAAAGUUCAGAAAAAUGGAACGCUAGCUCAUGUUCCUCCUCCUCGUCCUAAGCGUAAAGCUAUUCAUCCAUACCCACAAAAGGCUACCAAAAAUGUUUUGGUGCCACUACCAGCAUCCAUUGCUUAUGGAUGUUCCUCAAAUAACCUUUUACCUGCAGGGUAUGUCACAUGGGAUGAAACUUCCAUGUUGAUGAAUACUUGUCAGGAUGAACUCAACAAUCUUCAUGGAAAUGAAGCUGAUAUUAUCGGAUCAAAGGGGAUAAGCAACAGUGGUCUUAGUGGUGUUGAGGACUCGAAUACAAGGCUCCCCGCUUCUCAGAUACCGAUGCAAGGGAAACAAAAUCCUGCGGUUCAUGGUUUGCCGGACUUUGCUGAAGUUUAUGGUUUCAUUGGAAGUGUUUUUGAUCCGGAUACAAACGGCCACGUGCAGAAGCUGAAAGAAAUGGAUCCUAUAAAUUUUGAAACUGUUUUGUUGUUAAUGAGAAACCUCACUGUCAACCUGUCUAGUCCAAAUUUUGAUCCCAUUAAGAAGGCAAUGUCAACCUAUGAUGUGAAUAGUAUCGUUGCGGUAGGAGUUACUGAUGCUAAGAAGCAGACAAAUGAUGAUGUAUCGUGUCAAACUACAUAA